Molecule: messenger RNA, 266 nt
Organism: Racocetra persica
Lineage: Eukaryota; Fungi; Glomeromycota; Glomeromycetes; Diversisporales; Gigasporaceae
Source: the annotation of a GenBank genome assembly
CCGAAUAAGUACUUCUUCAUUUAAUGAUCCACGUUUGAACACUUUGAAAGAAAUAAAACAAUGGUUCAUUCAAGGCAAUAAACAAAAAAAAGACUCAAGUCAAUGGUUUUCCGCACAAUGCCAAUUCGAUUUAAUUUUAUUUAUUAAUGGAUUUCUUGGAAUCGUAAAGUAUAUUCUUAAUAAUUACCCAGGUGCUGUAAUUCAACCAAAAAGAGUCUCUCAGGAUAUACUUGAGGGCUUAUUUGGAACAAUUAGAGAAAUGGGUG